Molecule: messenger RNA, 5831 nt
Organism: Helicoverpa zea (corn earworm)
Lineage: Eukaryota; Metazoa; Arthropoda; Insecta; Lepidoptera; Noctuidae
Gene: Pde8
Product: high affinity cAMP-specific and IBMX-insensitive 3',5'-cyclic phosphodiesterase 8
Exons: 17
Coding region: 498-3290 (930 amino acids)
Biological process (GO): signal transduction; positive regulation of ERK1 and ERK2 cascade
Molecular function (GO): 3',5'-cyclic-nucleotide phosphodiesterase activity
Source: RefSeq, a predicted model, not a curated record
CGGUGCGGCCCAGUCACGGGGGAUGUACGAAAUUUUCGUAAACCACGUGCAAACUAACUAGUGACGUAACUGUGAAAAAUUGUGGUCCAAGUGAUACUUGUUUACUCUGUGACAUAAGUGAAAAAGGUGUUAAUGUUUUUAAUUAGUGAACACAUCUGUUGCAUUUUAAAGAUAAUCAGGCGAACGCAAUCGUUGCCACUUACAUGCUUCAAGAGCCUUUUAAUGUCGAUGAUUCGAUAAAAUACGCGUAUUGAGUAACAGUAUUUACUUUAAAUCAGGCAGCAUGUAGCGAUUUGGAAGCAAUUCUAAUUAAUAUCAUUAUUAUCGAGCAGCAGGAACUGUACAUUAUCUACAUAAUCGCUAAUGUUUAGAUUGGCAUUGAUUUGGAAGAGAUUUACUCGUUACGCCAAGGCAGUGAUUAGGUAUGUGUAUGGUGAUCGUGUAGUGGAAAUGACCUUCGCGUUUCGUUCUCUUAAAGAAACAAGUAAUCAGAAAUUAUGGAUAAAACUACUGAGACCGUAGUGGCAAAUCAUCAGGCACCAGAGAAACCAAAGAAUUUGGGAUGUUGGGCGCGUUUCAAAAGCCUGUUCGAAGAUAGAGGUUUCGAUCUAGAGUAUGAAUAUGGACCGCGAAAUCCACGACCAAUUAGCUUACUGGGAGAAACUCAAGAUGCUGAAGGAUACAGAAGAAUUUCAGAAAGACAAUCAACUAUUAGCAAUAGUAAAGAGAAAAAACCACAAGUUAAUAAUACAACGAACAAUAAUACUAGUAAUAACAUAGACGGUGAAUUGACUGGUGUAAUUAAUUUCUAUGAACAAUUUGCUACUUUAGGCGAUGAUACGAAAGAGGAGCCUGAUCUAUGGAGGAAGUCAGUCAGGCAUCGAGUUUCUAUGAGACCGAGUGCUAUACUGACUAAUAUAGCCGAAGAACCUGACGAUGAAAUAGAAGUGAACAGGUCGCCACCGCCCGCCAACAUCCCCAAUGCUAUGCUGUACUCGCCGCCGGAGCCGCUAGAGUUACUAUGCGUGUUUCCGGAGCGAACAUCGCGCGUUUGUGCGGCGGCGUGCGGAGCGGCCGCGCGGGUCGGCGGAGAGGCGCGGUCCGUCCGCACCGCUCGCGACGCGCUCGACGCGUUGCGGCGCGACUCCGACGCGAAGCAACCACACGUCAUCGUAGUUGAUGCAAGACAGCCGCAGACGUUGGACGCACCGUUGUUGGCAAGAGCGAUAAGGGGCACUAAGAACACCCAGCACAUAAUUCUCAUCGCUGUCGUGAAGAAAAGUGCAUACCUGAAAGACGACUUCGUGGUCCUUCCAUACCUGGAUGCUGGUUUCAACCGGGUAAUGGUAGAAACUCUAAGCGCCACAGCGUGGUGCGCAGAAGUGCUACAAGCGAGAGCCGCGGGCGCGUCGGUGCGGUCACAAAUAGCUGCAGUAGCUGCUCUGGCCGCCGCUGCUGACCGCUGCAGAGAUCUUGUGGCCAUCACUGAUGACCAGCAGAGGAUACUUUUGGCUAACAAAUCCUGGUGCCGUGUCCUGGGUUGGCGCGUGGACGAGGGUCCGAAGCUCCUGUCUGAGACUGCCGGGGGCGAAGCCCUGCGCCUGGCUACCACGGGUGCUCGGGACUGGGAGGCGCCUGUCACCCUGCGUCGCCGUGCCGCUCCUGACCCAAUCCUGCUGCCGUGCCGAGGAGCUACUAUCGGACUUACCAAGAGCACUUCUCACGUAGUGUUCGUGUGCGAGCCGACUCACGCGGUUGAGAACGAGCGUGGUCGCGGCUCCCUUCACUCCAUCAGACGAGGCUCGCUGGAUGUGCGCUCGGUCGCCUCCGAUGGCCUGCGACGUACUUCUCUCGCAAAGCUGCAAGGCUUGCCGCUUGAAGCUCCUAUUACUAAGGUGAUAUCUCUCUUGUCCGCGGCGACUGAGGGAGCUCCUCCAUCGACCGUGGCAUGCAUCGAGAGGGCAGUCGACAUGCUCCGGACAUCAGAACUGUACUCUCCUCAGAUGAGGGACGACCCCAAAAUGAGGGUCGAAGACCCCAUCGCUACCGACCUCAUUGGAGCAUUACUAUCGAGGGAGCAAGUGAACACAAACCUAUUCUUUAUGCAAGGGCCGACUAACACGCUCUCGUCUCGACGAAGCAGCAAUGAUUCCACAGUCGUCAGAUCGCAGACCAACCGAACGAAUAUCAAACAUAAGACUACAGGCCAGCUCCGUGAACUCCUAGACACAGCUCUAAGCUGGGACUUCGAGAUCUUUAAGCUAGAAGACCUGACGCGCGGUCGGCCGCUCGCUCACCUCGGUCUAGCGCUCAUGGGCGGACGGUUCGACGUCUGCGCAGCACUUGAGUGCGAUGAACGGACUCUACUGCAUUGGUUAACGAUCGUGGAGACUAACUACCAUGCUGUUAAUACGUAUCAUAAUUCGACGCAUGCUGCUGAUGUGCUUCAGGCCGUAGCAUUCUUCCUGGAGAAGGAUCGCCUAAAGACAGUCCUAGAGCCUCUCGAAGCUGCCGCAGCUCUUAUAGCAGCCGCAGCACACGACGUAGAUCACCCGGGAACUUCAUCCGCCUUCCUGUGCAACGCGAGACACCCAUUAGCCGUGCUAUACAAUGAUGUCAGCGUGUUGGAGUCGCAUCACGCUGCCUUGACAUUCAAACUGACACUCAACGACGACCGCGUCAACAUCUUCAAGAACCUAGAACGCGACACAUACAAGCAAGUCCGCCACAACGUGAUCGACAUGAUCCUCGCGACAGAGAUGACGAAGCACUUCGAGCAUCUCGCCAAGUUCGUGAACGUCUUCUACGCCAAGUCCAGCGGUAGUAAGGAGGAUAAUAUGCAUACUGAUCAAGAACCACUAGCGCUGGACACAACAGCACUAUCGUUACCGGAGAACGUGAUCUUGGUGAAGAGGAUGAUGAUCAAGUGCGCAGACGUGUCCAACGCGUCGCGACCGCAGAAGUUUGCGUUUGAAUGGGCUAGGAGGAUCGCAGAAGAAUACUUCCUACAAACAGACGAGGAGAAGGCGAAGGAGCUGCCGGUAGUGAUGCCGAUGUUCGACCGCGCCACAUGCUCCAUCCCGCGCUCGCAGAUCGGCUUCAUCGACUACAUCAUCAUCGACAUGAUGGAGGCCUGGGCUGCGUUCAUCGACAUGCCCGAGCUAGUGAACCACGCUCGCUCCAACCACGCUCGCUGGCGCGAGCUGGACGAGGCGGGCGUCACCACGCUCGCCGACGUGCGCCGCGCGCAGCGCCACCACGCGCACGCCGCCACCACUGCCGAGGAGUGAGCACACUGACACAUACUGGAGUCAGCGUGACGUCAUAACGACACUCAUAGGCGUCACUCCACUAUACUGUACUCUAAGAUAUGCGUGGAACUGCAUCAGACGACACACUACAAUGGAGAUGCCCGCUUGGCUUUUGCUUUUACAUGUCAAGAGAUAUCAUCGCGUGGGAGUGUUCUGUGUAGUACACUACACUGUACCUAGGAACUAUAUGACGUCACUCUGUUAUACUUACAAAUUGGACACAGUGAUAGAACCGCGGCAAAGUUUGUACUGCAUGUUGUAUGUACUCUAUCUGUAGAAAAAAUCUCCAAGUGGAGAAAUUGAAAAUCCCUCUUAGAUGACCUCACAUUGCUAAGACAGACCUAUGUGCAUUAUUGUAGGAGUGAGUGCAUACUGCGAGCCACUGCAUUGAUGUAACAGCUACCAUAGGCGGAUGGUGUUUGACUAUGCUUGCGUCGCUCCAUGGCAUGAAUGUUUAAUGGAUAUAUCAUGUCCUAUCGUAUAAUGUUACUAUCGAUUAUCAUUAAAACUCGACAAUUUUGAAAAAAAAACUUAUGACCAAAAAAGUCAAUGUUUAACCCAGUGACGAACACAUGGGUGCCGGUUUGGAUGUCAACGUUAUAAGUCUGAAACGGAUCACGGGUACUAGCCCGACGGAUGAGUCCGAUAAUACGCUUAUUUUAUACUUAUAUAUCCGUGUUAGUGUGGGUAUCACUAAGUUAUAACUGUUGAUAUCUACUUUUUUAAGUAGUUGUAUUUAUUAGGUAACUAUAUUGAAUGCAAAAUAUUUACUACAUUCAUAAAUGUAUCAUUGGAUUUUUUCACUAACUGUCCACAGAUGGCAACAGUUUGUCUGGCUUUGUGUGUACUUAAAUGUUUUAACUUGUGUGAUAGUCUAUGUUUACUAGUGUUGUGCUGAAUUAUACAUUGGCCUUAUCGAUAACCUGAAAUCAGUAUAUCAGGAAACAUAGGCUUGUAUCGCCCUAUUAAUGUCAUUAGCAAAUAAAUAAAAUAAUACGACAUACAAUAUAAUAUGUUAUGCUUCACCAAAUAUUUGUAUAUGUCGUCUGUGGAAACUAGACAAUUGGCAUAAUCCAUUAUUGUUGUAUUCAAGUUGCCAUAUACACGGGUAGGUAUGUUAGUUACAUAAUGUGUAAUUAUAAUGUUUUACAAUGUCCGUGAUAUAAGUGCCAUAUUAACGAUUGGCCAUGUUUCAUUAAGCGGUGUUAUGAUCAUUUCUCACUGCGUCCCAUGACACUAUGUUUAUCACCAUGCAUUACCGUUUAGUUUAUCAUAGAAUAUGAUUCGUAAAUAGUGAGGGCACGACAUAAGUCGCUUGAGUUUGUAACCAUACUUGAGAUUUUUUGCAUUAGGCAAUUUCAUUGUGAAGGAAUCUGGAAUUCCCUAUACGCCCUCACUUUAAGAAUCGCACCAAACUUUGAAAAGUAUUUCUCUACUUCUUAUAUUGUUAUACUAUUGAACAAUUGGUCCAUUUAUACACUUGAGCUUUCAAAGAAUUCCUAUUUUUAUAAUAAAAACUUUUUGUAGUGCACACUUUCGGCCUCGACCAUAUCAAAAUUCCAAAUUUUUCGAAUGAUUUUGAUAUUUGUAAACAAUUACUGUUGAACAAUAAUUCUACCUAAACGUUUCGUUUCAUUCCUGGGGAAUAUUUUAUAACAUUUUAUACUUAACUAUAUGAAUAUAAAUGUUAAUGUUAUUUAUUAAUAGAUAUAUUAGAACACUUGAAUAUUUCUUUAAAAAAUAAUUUAUUGUAUUCGAAUAAGGUCUAACAUGUAUGUAAUAGCGACUAUGGAAUAUUGUAUUCGUCUAUGUGACGCUGGUAUUUAAGAGUUGUACUAUAUAACUAUAGUAAUACAUUGUAAUGAGAUCAUGAAAUACGCUUCCUUGUGCUCAAUGUCAAUACAUAGCGGUCUAAUGUUAAUGUUAUACAUACCUACUUCAAUAUUCGUACACUUUAUACAUAUUAUUACGUAGUUCAAUUUGCUGCUCCAUCGUUGUACUGCAUUGAUUAGGUCGCGGUGUACAAUCUCAUAUUAUAUUAUUUCAUUAAUAUGGAACUACCAAAUCGUAAUUUUUUCGCCUACUAACAAGUUCUAAUGAUCAAAUUAGUUAAUUUUAUUUGUUAUAGUUAGCUCAAUUUAAUUAGAUUUUUAAUGAUUGUUACAUCUUGAUUUCGGAGUGUGGUCCGGUAGGAAUAAUUUCGUCCGCUCCCAGGAUCAGAUAGUUCAGAGGUUUAAACUUGUAAAUGUUCGUUUUACUGUAGACAAAUCAAGACCUAAUCCAACUGAUUUCUAUUUAUAUUGAGUUUAAUGUAAGUACGUUGGUCAUGUUUGAGAAAUUAUAACUAUUAAGAUAACGGGGGCUGGUCCCCAUAUUUAAAUGUGGAGUAUAGAUACAAUUACAUUGUUGUGAAUUUUAUAUGCGGAGACGUGUGCUAUGCAUUACUUGUAUAAGUACCAACUAAUUAAUGUUAAUGUAAAUGAAUAAAGAUUCAAAACACUUCGCAAAGAAGUGACGAAA